AUGAGCUACUACAGUGGAUAUUAUGGAGGCCUGGGCUACGGCUAUGGUGGCUUCGGAGGCUAUGGCUAUGGUUCUGGCUACGGAGGCUAUGGAUAUGGCUCUGGCUACGGAGGCUAUGGAUAUGGAUGCUGCCGCCCUUCAUGCUGUGGAGGGUAUGGGUUCUCCAGCUUCUACUGAGUGAAUUGCUGAAAUUAGAAGCAAACAGGACCAUUCCAAAUAUAUGUGCUCAUAUUCUUUGCUCUUAUUCCAGAGAAAUUCAUCUCAUUUCCUCUGACACCAACAGGAAUGUUUAAGCAGCUUCUGUGACCAUUUUGUAUCUUUAGCUCCUGUAACCCACUACCAAAAUGCAUAUUUAAUAUGAAUAAUCAUUUAAUUUAAUUUAUUCUUCUUGUUUUGUUCUGUUUUCUUUUAAACUGCUAUUGCUAUGUUAUCUUUCUAGCAAUGACUUCGAGAAACUUUAUGCUUUAUUGUUAUCUAAUAAAUAUUUGAAAUGUU
This is a messenger RNA of Peromyscus leucopus (white-footed mouse), 495 nucleotides long. RefSeq names its product keratin-associated protein 16-3-like. The transcript is spliced from 2 exons. Lineage: Eukaryota; Metazoa; Chordata; Mammalia; Rodentia; Cricetidae. Bases 1 to 177 code for a protein of 58 amino acids. The record is from RefSeq and is a predicted model, not a curated record.